ACACAGGGGCCGCCGACUUGGUUAACUGUGGGGAGAGAAACUGUGGGCAGAGAAACUUGCAGCUCGUGGAGCAGAGUUACUGGAGAUUGUGAAAUGCAAGGGAGCCCUAAGCCUGCCGCCUCAGUGCCAGGAAAUACAGAGGUAAAGGCAGCUGCCUCAGGGAUGGCCUUAAACCUCUUAAGCAUACCCCCAUCCUACCACGGACUGAUCAUCCAAAGAAUCCCUCUGAAGACAGGUCUCGUCCCAGCAGAGCCCUUGAAGACCUUAGCCCCAUCCAAAUCCAAACUCAACACCAUUGAGGCCAAGAGGAUCAUGUCGGUCCUGGACGAGGCCAUAAACAAGGUAGAGCUGAUAACCCUGAUGUCCUACCUGGAGUCCCACCCAGAGGCUCUAGAGGACACGUUGCCGGAGAAUCUUGUAGAAGCCAUAAGAGAGCAUUUGAACAUUGGUCAGGCCCUGGUGGAGAAGGCCAGCAUCCUGCAGAGGAAGCAAAAAGAGCUGGAGAAAGGGGAAGAAGCAGAGGAAGACUGGAACCAGGAACGCCUACUGUCCAUCGAGUUGCACAAGACUAACCUCUGGCCACUGACACACCAGUUCCGAGACUCCACCAAGACCAUGCUGAGGCUUCUGAUCAAUGAGCCCCAGCUCGCCAGGCUGCUGCACACGCAGGCACCAGGCAGAAGCCCAGGGGCCCAGUGCCUCCUCACCAGUCUGGUGGAGCUUCGGGGCUUCCUCUUUGAGAAGCUCCUCACCAGUCCCAUGGAAGUAAGGGAGAAGAACCAGUUCAUACAGGACAUUACCCGGAGGAGCAAGAGGAACCAGGAGAUCAUCGAUGCCCUCCAGGCUGAGCUGGCCGAGGUGCUGAAGAACAAGGAGGCAGAGGUGGAGAAGGAGAACUUUGUGAUCCAGGAACUGAAGAACCAUCUGCACCAGGUGUUCAAGUUUUCGGAGAACAGCCUUCUCCGCACGAAGCAGGAGGCAGAGAAGCAGCAGAAGGUGGAUUACCGGGCCUCUCAGGCCAGGCAGGCCAAGACGCAUCAAGACAUCCUGGCGCUUCGUGCACAGUACCACAACCUGGUCAUGGAGAACCGGGAGGCGGAGCAGGCACUAAGGAAGAAAAAAUACAAAGUGGAGACAGAAAUUGAGAACUGGAUCCAGAAAUAUGACAUGGAGAUGAACGAGAAGCAGGAAGAAUACGAGGACCUGGAGAGCAUCCACAAGGAGGAGAAGCUGCAGCUGGAGGAGCUGAAGGAGAGGCAUGCAGUGCUGGUGGAAGAGUUCUCUCAGAUCCGCGCCGAGAGCGAGAUCAAUUCCAAGAAGCGCGUAGAGGCAGAGCGCGAGAUGGUGCGCAUGGUGAGAGCCGCCACGCUCAUCCAGGCCAUGUGGAAGGGCUACCUGGUGCGCUCCAUGCUCAGGUCCAGGAAGAAGAAGCGGGUCAAGAGCAAAGGCAAAGACAAGGGGAAGGGCAAGGAGAAGACCAAGGAAGAGAAGGGCAAGGAGAAAAAAGCCAAGGGCAAGGGUAAAAGCAAGAAGUGACCGCUGCCUGGUCUGGCCCUGCCCCAGCCAAGCUUCAACCACACCCUACCCUGUCACGACCAUACCCCCAUUCUGCCCCACCCCAUCUAUCCCUGGCUUUAAUGAUGGCUAAAAUUAAAAAACAAAUAACAGGACUGGAGAGAUGGCUCAGCUGUUAAGAGCACCGACUGCUCUUCCAGAGGUCCUGAGUUCAGUUCCCAGCAACCGUAUGAUGGCUCACAACCAUCAAUAAUGGGAUCCGAUGCCCUCUUCUGGUGUGUCUGAAGACAGCGACAGUGUAUUCACAUAUAUAACAGAAACCUUAAAAACAUAUAAGUAAUAAAAAAGCAAUAAACCCAUUUUAAACCAUA
This is a messenger RNA of Rattus rattus (black rat), 1886 nucleotides long. It is a transcript of the gene Drc10, whose product is annotated as IQ motif containing D. The record is from RefSeq and is a predicted model, not a curated record. Gene Ontology annotation, molecular function: protein binding. The transcript is spliced from 5 exons. Bases 94 to 1536 code for a protein of 480 amino acids. Lineage: Eukaryota; Metazoa; Chordata; Mammalia; Rodentia; Muridae.